CGCACCGCUGUCGCGUCUUGAUGACGUCGCGGGACUUUCCUCUAGCUCCGCGGUUGUCACGGAUGUGGAUGUUGUCGCGAAACAGGCUUACUGCAAUAAAACAAGCGCAGACGGGGGAAGAAAGCGGCGCGUUAAUCAUGAAGGGGGUAAACGAUUCGUAUGUCACUGCGUAUUUUAAAAGAUAAACGGCCAGCUUUCCGGUAACUGACAGACCGAGAGAGCCCGAGCAGAAUGUCAACAACACGGCCCCUUCUUGGUAUGAUUACCGAAGUAACCUGCUCCGAAUCUCCCGGAGGCAGGCUGUCCUCCGCCGGCCACCAACCGCGGGACCCACUGACGGAGGACGAGUUUGCGGUUCCCGAAGACAAGCAGGAAGAGUUGAAAUGUGUCAGGUCUAGGGUGGAGCAGGUUUUUAGGGUGACUUUUACCAUCAUCGGCCUCUUGGACCCCACUUUAGCCCACGGGAGCAAAGCAUCCCGGCAGAUAUGGCUGCAGCUCAAAGGAAAGCAGGAUGACGUCUCCCGGGCCAAGGAAUACGUGAAGGGACUGUGUGACCCCGAGCUGCAGCAGGUGGAGCAGUACCCGCCCGACAUGCACUGCAUCUUCGUGGGGGCCCAGGGGCUCUUCCUGGACCGGCUGCUGCGCGACACCAGCGCCGAGGUGGCAGUGCUGGAGCUGGGCCGGCUGCGGCUGCUGGGCCGCCAGGAGGCCGUCGUCAUGGCGCAGAGCCGCGUGCAGCAGUUCGUGUGCCUGUUCCGAGAGAAGCGCGGCGUGCCCGGCGACCGGGAGCCCGCCGUCAAGCGCGCAUUCAGGGCCUUCGUGGAGGAGCGGGCAGACAAGUACACCAUGGAGCUGUUGCUGCUCCCCAGUGCCCUGAAGGAGGAGCUGCUGGGUCUGGCUCAAAGCCCCACGCCCACGGCACGCACCCCAGCUCCUGGCGUGGAAGCUCGGCAACCCCUCCCCAUUCUGCCGGAGCAAGACCGCUCCCAGACCAGCACGCCCGUCACCGACCUCUCGCACCGCAUCCUGGACGCAACGUUUGAGGACAAGGCGGUGGGACUGACCUCGGAGGCCGUGCUAAACCCGCGCACCUCGCACAAGAGGCGCUCCUCGGAGAGUGAGUCCCGGGACUCCAAGAGGCAAUACUCACUAGAGAGGAAAGACGAGGAGCUGGAGACGGACUGGUGCUGCAUAAUUGGUGACAGCCGCAGCAGGACUCCUGCCCCCGUGGCCAGCCCCGCGGCCGAUAAGGACGUGGUGGUCCUGGACCCCAGCGAACCAUCGGACGACGUGGACGGUGUGAGCCCAGAGACUAACUUCAAGUGCCUGGUGAACUUCUUCAAAACCAUGGGGUACCCGCAGGAAGUGGUGGAGCGGGUGGUCCGGGAGACAGACCAAAGAGAGGACACAUUCCUGCUGUUGGAGCGAAUCGUAGAAGAGAGCCAUCGGUCCCAAUCAGGGGACCCACGUGCCAGCGGCCACCACUCCUCGUCUGCUUCCUCCUCCUCCUUCUGCAGGAGCAGGGAUAAAGAGAGGUCACAGAGUAGACCUUUCUAUGAAUUGAAAUCUAAAGAAAAUAUCCAACCUGCCAAUAACUGCGUGGGUCUGAGGGCUCCGUUCACUGGCAGCAGUGUCCAGCAGAGGGCAACAUUGAGGAGGAGCAGCAGCGCUCAGGGGGAGAUCAUCAUCAUUGACAGCGAGGGCGAUGACAAGCCAAAGCCUGUUGGGCAGCAGGUCGUGGCUAAGGGUGACUAUCUGUCUCGGGGCAACGGCCAUCCGAUGGGGACUGUGCGGGUGGAGACCCUGACCCCACUGCAGAGCGCCUCAGAGCGCCCCAGCUGCUCCUACCAACCCCCCUGCAGGGUGCUGCCCUCGCCCACGACCCGCACGGAGCUGCCCCCGAAAGCUGUGCCCCUCACCGGCGUAUCCCGCUUCCAGCAGUCACUGCGCACGCCGUACAGGCUGACGCUGCAGAACGAGUCGGGUCGCCAGGGCCUGCGGCACGUGGUCAUCGACGGGAGCAACGUGGCCAUGGCGCACGGGCUGCAUCGGUUCUUCUCCUGUCGUGGCAUUGCCCUCGCAGUGGAGACCUUCUGGAAGAUGGGGCACAGAGAGAUCACCGUCUUCGUCCCACAGUGGAGGCAGAAGAAAGACCCCAACAUCACAGAGCAGCACUUUCUCAGUCAGCUGGAGGAUCUGAGGCUGCUGUCCUUCACACCCUCCAGGGAGGUUGGCGGACAGAGGAUCUCCUCCCAUGAUGACCGGUUCCUGCUCCACCUUGCUGAGAAGACGGGAGGAGUCAUCGUCACCAAUGACAACAUGCGGGACUUCGUGGACACGUCGGAAGCGUGGAGAAAAAUAGUUCAGGAGAGGCUGCUGCAGUUCACCUUUGUAGAAGAUCACUUCAUGCUCCCAGACGACCCGCUGGGAAAACACGGCCCGCGGCUCGAGGACUUCCUGCGCAAGGAUUUCAGUUAUACCCCAGUCACGGUUUCAGCAUGGCCAGACCUGCGGGCAACCCCCCCAGUGUAUACAAAGUGCAGCUCUCGUCCCUCCUUCAGCGCCCAGAUGAGACCGGCAUCCCAGUGGCCUCACACCGGCCCCCCCGGGUGGUGCCCGCCGCGGCCCUCGCCCUCGCCCCCGCCCCCACGCUCACCCGCCGAGACCACGGAGCUGAAGAGGAAGCUCUACGACAUCUUCCCAGAUCAGAAGCAGCGUAUCGACCGCAUCCUGGUCGACAAUCCCUACAUGCGGGACCUGAAUGCGCUGUCAGGCCUUCUGCUGGGCUGACUGCACCCAGUCAGCUGGCAGGGAAUUGUGGGAAAUGGCCUCACCUAAUAAAGACCGCAUGCGGCCCAUCCCAUCCCAUCCCAUCCCAUCCCAUCCCAUCCCAAUCCCAUCCCAAUCCCAAUCCCAUCCCAAUCCCAUCCCAUCCCAUCCCAUCCCAUCCCAUCCCAUCCCAAUCCCAUCCCAUCCCAUCCUCCUGCGGGACACUUCUCAGUCUGCCCCCACCAUCGCCAGCUUUCCCGGGACUGCACCCUCCUUCGCGUUCGUCUCCCCCAGGACCGGCUUUGGUGGCCGUUCAUCUUCCAUGCAGGCUGCCUCGCGGCCAGGUUGCAGAGGAGUUCUCCGUAUGUUGUGUCCAUGUUCUGAGCUGAGUUGGUAGUCAGGAUCUGAUCAUUGAAACGUUUCAAUUGCUAAGUAUUAAGGAUGGAAAAAAAGUUUCCUUGACCACUGUCGCAUUUAUUUUUAAACUCUCCAUUCUAAAUUAGGAAAAGAUACUGUACCAAAUUUGAAGUGAUUCUUACCUGUGUUUUCAACAGGAGUGGAGUUAUUUCAUUUCUUAAUGUAUUUGAAAUAAUUGUUAUGAAAUCACUACAGUCAGGUUAACAUUUGUACAUAGAAUGCAUUUUCCAUCUUUGUGGAGAUAUAUAUAAAAAAUGUAGUGUUGUGAAAAAUCGACAUUGCGUUUAAGAGCACGUGUGGAGCGAGAUGGAGGCUGCCCCCUGGAAGGUUUGAGCCCCCCCCCCCCCUUUUCUGUCUGACUGAUGAACCUUCCCCUGGAAGUGGGCCGGGCCAGUGACACCAGGGAAUGCCAGACUCCAAUCCCGGUUUGGCUCAGUGCUCCCAGGAACGCCCACAAUGAAAGGCUCUGCCAGGAUUCUGAUGCCAGGACGUUACGCUGCGAUGUCGCUCUUCCCAUUUAGAAGUUGUUUACCACUGAGCGGCUUUGCAGCCUGAGACAGCUGUUCACCCCUCAUGUGAGAAACUUCAGUACAUAAUUAUCUAAAAAGAGUGACAAUUUGCCAGUGAAACAGAUAAAAAGGGGAUGUAUUUAAUGCCUUUAAAACUUUUUCUCCAGUUAGCAUAAUGCUCAGCGGCCACAAGCACUGUUCUGUUGAGUCCCCACCCUAUUUUGUUACCAGCACAACAACUAUCAAGUCAGUAGGCCCAGGGUUUAGCCUCUGAACCAUUCUUCUUCUACAGUUCUACAGUUCCAUUAAGUUACCACCAGAGGGAGAUGUGCACCACAAAGUGAGCCUUACAGUCCUGUUGAUAUUGCUGUUCUGAGAUUUGACUUGCCUGAUGAGACAAACACAGAAAUCGUCGUCGUAUUGCUGUGACUGAUUACUUUGGGACAAGGGUUACGCCUGUGUUUAGCUGUAACAUACUGCUGUUUCUGAACAUUAAUGGAAGUUUAUUUUGUUUUUUAAAGAUGCGGGUAGAAAGAUGACGAAAGUAAAAUUACACUCUCUGUUAUUCUAUUCUGUUUAUCUGUAUUUAAAGACAUCAAGACUAGUUUCUUGGCUAGUGUUCUGUUUAAUUUUAUAACAAUGGAAGGAUUUACGUUGUCAACAGUGCAAAUAAGACGAGGUUGAAUAUACCAUAGCGAUUUGGCAAGAUGAAGUCAAAGUGGUUUUGUAUGGAGUUAUUAAAAGAUAUGUUUUUAAAUCUUGAAA
Messenger RNA from Paramormyrops kingsleyae, 4460 nucleotides. It is a transcript of the gene n4bp1, whose product is annotated as nedd4 binding protein 1. Gene Ontology annotation, cellular component: PML body; nucleus. The record is from RefSeq and is a predicted model, not a curated record. Gene Ontology annotation, biological process: negative regulation of protein ubiquitination; negative regulation of proteasomal ubiquitin-dependent protein catabolic process. Lineage: Eukaryota; Metazoa; Chordata; Actinopteri; Osteoglossiformes; Mormyridae.